AUGAGUUCGGAGCAGAAAGAUUUUGAAAAGCAAAUAUACAGCGAGGAUUCUGUCUCCGCUGAGGCCUUAAACCCGGGUGAGGCUCUUAAAGAGUCCCAGGCCGGCGAUGACCAAAAGUUGAAGCGUGUGUUGCAUGCUAGGCACUUGUCGAUGAUUGCCAUAGGUGGCGCCUUGGGAACGGGCUUGUUGAUUGGUACCGGUAAUGCCUUGAGACUAGCAGGGCCAGCCGCUAUUGUCUUGAGUUACUCGGCCAUCGGCUUUGUUGUCUACAUGGUGUUGACUGGAUUGGGAGAGGUUGCAACACACAUCCCAUUGGCAGACGGCUUUGCUGGUUAUUGCAAGAGAUACGUUGACGAGGCACUUGGUUUUGCCUGUGGAUGGACCUACUUGUUCUUGCAAUUGUUGGUGACCGCCAACCAGUUGGUUGCCGGCUCCUUGACCAUGCAAUACUGGAUCGACGAAGAAAGAGCCAACCCUGGUAUCUGGAUCGCGGUGUUUUUGACCUUGAGCACCACAAUUAACAUUCUUGGUGUUCGGUUUUUCGGCGAGGUUGAGUUCUGGACAUGUGUGGUAAAGAUCUGUACGUGUAUUGGUCUCAUCAUCUUAUUGCUUGUCAUUGCCUUAGGUGGUGGCCCUACUGGAGAUAGACUUGGCUUCAGAUAUUGGGAAGAUCCCGGAGCUUUCAGAGCUUAUUCUGAACCAGAAAGAGGCAUAAACAUCGAGGGUGAUCUUGGAAGAUUUGUGUCUUUCAUUUCGGUGCUUGUAAAUAGUGUCUUUGCAUACUCAAGUUGUGAAAUGGUCGGUGUGACGUUCCCUGAAUGUGCCAGGCCACGCAAAGCUAUUCCUAAAGCUAUCAGGUUGACGUUUUACCGUAUAGUGGUCUUUUAUGUGCUUAACGUCUUAUUCUUGGGAAUGUGCGUUCCAUCUAACGAUCCUAGGCUUUUGGGCACUAGUGGCACGAAUGCUUCGGCUUCACCUUUCGUGAUCGCUAUCUUCAAUGCUCAGAUCCAAGGUUUAGACCAUGUUAUCAACGCUUGCAUCUUGAUUUUCGUCACUUCUGCUGCCGUUGCUGAUAUGUACAUCGCUUCGAGAACCCUUUAUGGUCUCUCAAUGUCUGGCUAUGCCCCCAAGUUCUUUUCCAAAACCGAUAGAAGAGGAGUGCCAUACUGGGGUAUUGCUCUCGCCUUUGGAUUCGGCUGCUUGGCUUUCAUGGCAACAUCUUCAGAUUCGGCUGAUGUGUUUCAGCAUUUUGUAAACGUUGUUUCGCUCAAUGGUUUGCUUGCUUGGUCUUGUAUUCUUACUGUUCACGUUCGUUUUAUGAGAGCGUUGAAGGCACAAGGCUAUGAUAGAAAGAGAGAUUUAGCGUUCCGCUCUCCAAUCCAGCCAUUUGGAACUUACUUCUCCCUCGGCAUUUGCAUCUUUGUGAUCUUUGCAAAGAACUUUACUGUUUUCCUCGGUAGUCCCUUCGACUACGAGACUUUUAUCACUGGUUACAUCAUGCUUCCCGUUUUUAUCGUGAUGUUUCUUGGUUGGAAGUUUUGGUACAAAACUAAGUUUGUUCGUGCCAGCGAGAUCGACCUUACAUCCUUCAAGGAGGCCUUUGACAUCCAGGAAGAAAAGUUCCAGGCACAGGAUGAAGAAGAUAGAGCUGCUAGAGAGGCUGCAGGCAACCCCAUCAAUCUUAGGUGGUUCUAUGACAAGAUCUUUGGCUGGGUCUUCUAA
Candidozyma haemuli is the source of this 1722-nucleotide messenger RNA. RefSeq lists its product as uncharacterized. NCBI's taxonomy places the organism in Eukaryota, Fungi, Ascomycota, Pichiomycetes, Serinales, Metschnikowiaceae. Gene Ontology annotation, cellular component: membrane. The record is from RefSeq and is a predicted model, not a curated record. Gene Ontology annotation, biological process: amino acid transmembrane transport. The coding region runs from base 1 to 1722 and encodes 573 amino acids. The transcript has a single exon. Gene Ontology annotation, molecular function: amino acid transmembrane transporter activity.